ACUUCAUCUGCACCCAAUACCAGCUUUAAAACCCUACCUUUCUUUCUCCUGACUGAAGUUAAACCCAAAAUCAGCGAAUCCAGGUAAAAUUGACGACGAUGGAGGAAAAGGUGAUUGAGAAUGGGAACAAUUUUCAUGGCGAUAAGAUUCAUAAGAAGAAGAUGCCUAAGCUCGAAGAAGAGGAGGAGGUCAGAAAUCAAAAGAAGAGGAAGAGGAAGGAGAGGAAGGAGAAGGAGAGAAAGAGGAAGGAGAUACCCACCGUGAGCAUCGCCGUUGCUGGAUCGAUCAUUGACAAUGCUCAAUCCCCCGAGCUUGCUACUCGCCUUGCAGGUCAGAUUGCUCGUGCUGCCACCAUCUUUCGAAUUGAUGAGGUGGUAGUGUUCGAUAGUGAAGCCCAAUCAGAUGAUUCUGUUAUGACUACAGCCGAUGAUGGUAAUGGAAGGGAAAGUGGUGCACGUUUCCUUGUGAGAAUUUUGCAGUAUUUGGAGACGCCUCAAUAUCUAAGACGCCGUCUCUUUCCAAUGCACAAUAACUUGAAAUUUGUGGGUUUGCUUCCCCCUCUUGAUGCUCCUCACCAUGUGCGCAAGCAUGAGUGGUCUCCAUAUCGUGAAGGUGUAACAUUGAAUCCUACAAAUACGAAGGGAACACUUGUUGAUGUUGGCUUAAGUAAGAAUGUCUUGGUAGAGCAAGUCCUUGAAGCUGGACAACGUGUAACUGUGGCCAUGGGGACUGAUCGAAACAUUGGAACUGAAUGCUUGAAACAGGUUGUUCCAUCCACGAGCCCAAGAGAAGAAAUGGGAUUAUAUUGGGGUUAUAGAGUUAGAUAUGCUUCCAAUCUAAGCUGUGUAUUUAAGGGAAGUCCUUAUAAGGAUGGGUAUGAUCAUAUUAUUGGAACAUCAGAGCAUGGCCUCAAGGUUAAUUCAUCAGAACUUAUUGUUCCUACUUUUAGGCAUCUUUUGAUUGCAUUUGGAGGACUUGCUGGUUUGGAGGAAAGCAUCGAAGAAGAUAAAGCUCUGAAGGGAAAGGAUCCCCGCGAUGUAUUUGAUACUUACUUGAAUAUAUGUCCUCAUCAGGGUAGCAGAACAAUUAGGACUGAGGAGGCCGUAUUUAUAUCUCUACAGUACUUCCAAGAACCAAUAAAUCGAGCCAUGCAGAAACCUGAAGGAAAAUAAAUUUCUGGAAAAUCUUGUUUGGAUUUUUGUUAGCAGGAUCAUUGAUGGGAAGUAAAUGGAAGUGGGUCUUAAAAAGUUUUGUCGUCAUGGAGGAGCAGGCUCCGAGAGUAAAGCUGCAGCAAUGACUUCGUCGCCGUGUAGGCAUUUGAUAUUUAGAGAUUUGUAAUGCUGAAAACACUUUAAGGAAUCAGGUUUUUUUUUUAUGAAUCCCAGUUGUUUGGCAACGCUGUAAAUUAAUCGAAAUCACCAUGUUCAAGGCCAUCAAAUUCAGUACUCGGUGGAUUGUUUGCUCGUACUCCAUUUAUAUAUGUUGACCAUAGAAGUAAA
This is a messenger RNA of Asparagus officinalis (garden asparagus), 1499 nucleotides long. Its product is annotated as putative methyltransferase C9orf114 homolog. Bases 99 to 1172 code for a protein of 357 amino acids. The transcript has 11 exons. NCBI's taxonomy places the organism in Eukaryota, Viridiplantae, Streptophyta, Magnoliopsida, Asparagales, Asparagaceae. The record is from RefSeq and is a predicted model, not a curated record.